AAGCAGUAGUCUCAUCAUAAAAAUAGAUUUCUUAUGACCCAUUAUACAUAAAAAUAUCUCCAGUGUCUGGAGACACAUUUGCAUACAACAGUAAUGCUGACAGUGCACCCAUAGAGACGCUCUUCAGCCUGGCCAGUGCUGACUCCAGAAGGAUCAGAUGAUUUAAGAGACUCUUCAUGAGAUAACCACUAUUCUAGUGAUAAACAUGUCAAAUAAGAUGGACUGAUCAACUCUAAAGUCAUGGUUUGACAGAGAGAACCAGAUGAAGAGAGAGGAGACAGGGAGGACAGUCACCCUGAAGUGACAGCCCUCCUGAGGACAUGGCACCCAUCAUUAAAGAUGACAUCAGAGCAGGGAGGGCCUUCCACGUGAGGUAGAUCCUCCACGAUGCUGGAGCCAUUCUGGGUAUAAAUACCUUGAGCCCAGUGCCCUGGGAAGCAGCAGCUGCCACUCAGACAGGCAGACUCCACGACUAAGGAUAUUACAGUACAGCGCCAGGACAGCAGCCUCCCAACCCCCCCACCCACUGUUUCUUGGAGCGUAAACCUUCCCGGUUUAGCUUCACAAGAUGGACCUGAGGGUAACAAGUGUGCUCCUUGUCCUCCUCGCUUUGGCUGAGGCCACCCCUGAGAGGUACUACCAUGUGCCAAAAGUGAGCAAGACACCCUACCCUGUCAAGAGUCAUGCUGUUAGAGGCCAAGACGGUCCUCCAGGUCCUCCAGGUGAGCCAGGUCAGGCAGGACCAAUGGGACCUCCUGGACCUCCUGGAAAGAGUGGUACAGGACAUCCUGGACCAAAGGGCCCACCAGGACCUCCCGGCUCCCCCGGCUACUCUCAAGCAGGUAAACCUGGUUCCCCAGGUGGCCCUGGGAAACCAGGUAGCCCUGGUCUCCCAGGUGAGAGAGGUGCACCUGGUGCAACUGGACCUAUGGGUCCCAGAGGUGCACCUGGUCUAAACGGAUCACCUGGACCUGCUGGAAUUUCUUCUGUUGGAAAAUCUGGACCAGCUGGCAUACCUGGGGCAAUGGGACCAAGAGGAGAACCUGGUUUGAAGGGCCAUCCUGGUGUUCCUGGUAUUCCAGGUGCCAAAGGAGAGAGAGGUAUUGGAGUUCCUGGGGUUCAAGGACCACCAGGCCAAGUUGGACCAAUGGGCCCAUCUGGUAUGCCUGGCAAACCUGGAGUUGGUAAACCAGGUGCCACUGGCUAUCCUGGAGAACCAGGCAAGUCUGGCAUGCCAGGAAGAGAUGGUAGUCCCGGGCCAACGGGUUUGCCAGGGCCAAAGGGUCAUACAGGGGCUCCAGGCACAGGAGCACCAGGGAAACCAGGCCAGAAUGGUACCCCAGGUAUGCCUGGACCCAUGGGGGCUAAAGGUCCACAGGGCCCUGCAGGUCAGCCAGGGUCCCCUGGCAUGCCAGGUGUUGGCAAAACAGGUGAGCCUGGAAUUCCAGGGAGUAGAGGAUCCCCUGGUACUCCUGGAACCACUGGUCAGAAAGGAGAGCCAGGACCAACUGGUUUUACUGGUCAGCCAGGUGCUCCUGGUCCUAUUGGACCAGCUGGUCCACAGGGAGCAAGAGGAUUCCAGGGUGAAGCAGGACCACAAGGACCCAAAGGUGACAUUGGUAUGGUAGGUGCACCAGGCCCAAGGGGAUCCAAAGGUGAGCAGGGAGCUCAGGGUUUCACUGGAAAACCAGGUACCCCUGGCGCAGUAGGUCCAUCAGGAAUACCUGGUCAUAAUGGUGCUCAGGGUCCAAAGGGUGCACAGGGCCAUGCUGGUCCCCCAGGAAUCCCAGGUUCAAACGGCGCCCCAGGAUUAAAAGGUCACACCGGCCCCCCAGGAGCACCUGGAAAAUCUGGUGAGAGUGGAAGGCCAGGACCCAUGGGACCAAGUGGUCCCCCUGGUCCAGCAGGUCCCCAAGGAUUUAAGGGCCAUCCAGGGCUUCCAGGCCCACCUGGCCCUGCUGGCAUGACAGCUAAGGGAAUUUCUGGUCCUCAGGGUCCUCCUGGAAUUCCAGGUGCCAGAGGUCAUGAUGGUCUUCCAGGUGCAGCAGGUCCUCCUGGUCCACCUGGCCCACCAGGAGAGGUGAUUUACCACCAUGAGAAGAGUAUGCCAAUCAAGUCCCACGAGGUUGUGAUGUCUCAUGAGAUGAUGAAGGCUCCCAUGUCCGCCUUCAGUGCUGUGCUGACCACGGCCUACCCUCCAGCUGCAACCCCUAUUCAGUUCAACCAGGUUCUGUACAAUGGAGAGCACCAUUACGAUGAACACACUGGUGUGUUUACCUGCCAGAUUCCAGGCCUCUACUAUUUCAGCUAUCAUAUGCAUGUCAAUGGAGCCAAUGCACUGGUCGCCCUCUACAGAAACGAGGAACCAGUUAUUUUCACCUAUGAUGAGUACAACAAGGGCUUCCUGGAUCAAAUGUCAGGCAGCACUGUUCUUAUGCUGCACGCUGGUGACAGAGUCUAUGUCCAGGUCCCUGAUGAGGAGAGUAAUGGUAUAUUUGCAGCAGAUAAUGUUCACUGCUCUUUCUCUGGGUUCUUGAUUGCCUCAACGUGAUUUCACAAAUCCAAAUUAACCUCAAAACCUUACAAAACAUUGAACUACUCAGAGAAAUAGAUCAAUUAAUGAAAACUCCAAAUUGAGAUUGUAGAUGAAAUAAAGAAUGGUUGUAUUUUUUGUAAGUUUAACUGCCUCAUUCUAAUCUUUACAACAAGAAAGCUUUCAAUUUACCAACAAAUUAUGUGACUUAAUAUGUCGCACAAUUUUAAAAUUGAUGGUUCAAACCUGUCCCCUCCCCCAGUUCACCAUGUGUGUGCCUUUGCAAUAUUAAGAAACAUGAAACUAUAUUGGAAGAUAUUUAAAGUGGUGCUUUACAACUGCCUGUAACAUUUACAGCAUGUCUUUUAUUUGUGUUUGUUUUUAUUAAUGUCUGUUGUUUAACAUUUUCCUGUAAUAUACAUACAAAAGACACACAAAACUGUUGUACUGUUAUUAGGAAUCUGCACGUUCUCACAAGCACUGUGAUCAGUAAAACACAGAAUGAGAAAUUCAAACUGCAUUUUUUUAAAACAACAAUGUCCCAUUGAUUAUGUUAAGUUAUGUACCACUUUCUGACCAAAACACAGAAUAAAAGUUCGAGUUUGAAAAGGAAAA
Molecule: messenger RNA, 3148 nt
Organism: Acanthopagrus latus (yellowfin seabream)
Lineage: Eukaryota; Metazoa; Chordata; Actinopteri; Spariformes; Sparidae
Gene: col10a1b
Product: collagen, type X, alpha 1b
Exons: 5
Coding region: 569-2551 (660 amino acids)
Molecular function (GO): protein binding
Source: RefSeq, a predicted model, not a curated record